GAUAGCUAACUGAAGCUACAAGAGCAAAUAUAUAUUCAUGAAUUUUUUUUGGAAUCUACAAGAGCAAUGGUUAUCUGAAGAUCUCUUGCAAUGGAGGUUUGAAUCAGACGUGAUGAGAGGUGGAGUUAAACAUGACCUUGUUCAUUCUUGAUAGGCAACAUUGGGUGCUCUUGUUGUUGCUUUUGAAGGUUUUAUGCUACUUGGUUUACUGGAAAACAAGGUACAAAGAUGGCAGCCAUUGUUUAUGAUGAUCAAGUGGAUCGUUUAGAUCCCCUACUCCGAGAGGGUUGCACAUAUUAUAUGUCAAGGAUGUCCAUAGAGCCAAUUAGGAUGAUGCUACACCAGUGGCUUGCAGACCAUGCUUUUGUGUGUGUUUUCACACAUGAAACUACUGUUCGUAUGAUAACAGACAUGAGUGAGAGGAUAUUGCCAUUAUUCCCUCCGUUUAUGCCACUCAAUCAAGUUUUUGAGUUCACCUAUCAUAACGACAUAUUUGUUGAUGUUAUUGGAAUGGUUAUAUUUGUAAGCACUAUAGGCUUUGUGAACAGCUACAGCAGAAGAAUCCCAUAUAGAAAUGUUCUUAUAAUUGAUGGUAGCUUCAAACCUGUGAAGUUAGUCAUUAAGGACAAAGUGAUUACCAACCAUUUGACUAAAUGGGUGAGAUGCUCUGAUGAGCAACCUAUUAUUGUAGCAACCAUGCUUAGAGCAAAGCGUGAACAAGACCAUAGUUUGCAUACUGCAUGCUUCAGCAGGGUGCACUUUGAUCCUAAUGUUGCAGUUGCACGUGAAUUGAAGCGCUGUCUCAACAAGGAGCUUACCUUAAGUUCUCCAUGAUACUCAAAGGGCAUGAUACUCAAAGGGGAAGUGGAUGCAUAUCUUUUGGAGAGGAUAUUUCAGCUAUAUCCUUAACUACUAGAAGUGCAAGAUUCACUAGGGUUGAAUUAGAUGUGAUUCGCUAUGAAAAAAAGUAGAUGUUGAUCUUUUGGUUAGAAAAGUUAGAGCUUGGAUGCUUGGUAGAUUAUGAUUCACUGUGUCAUUUCUUUAAGUAUGUGUUUAUAUUGCUCUAUCUAUUUUCGGUUGUAACUCUAUAAUGCCACCCUAUGUUGUGAUUCGUGAAACUUUUAUGUCUAUAUGCA
Messenger RNA from Oryza brachyantha (malo sina), 1136 nucleotides. RefSeq lists its product as uncharacterized. The record is from RefSeq and is a predicted model, not a curated record. Bases 229 to 834 code for a protein of 201 amino acids. The transcript is spliced from 7 exons. NCBI's taxonomy places the organism in Eukaryota, Viridiplantae, Streptophyta, Magnoliopsida, Poales, Poaceae.